GGGAUUCUAUGGAAACAAAUAUGCCAUCUAAAUCCAGCUCAUAUGCUGUUCUUGAAGGGCAGUACACACUCCAUGAAACCAUAGGAACAGGGGGAUUUGCCAAAGUCAAACUUGGGACACAUGUGUUAACAGGAGAUAAAGUUGCCAUAAAGAUAAUGGACAAAAGACUACUGGGAGAAGACCUUCCAAGAGUUAAGUUAGAGAUUGAAGCACUGAAAGAGCUUAGCCAUCAACACAUAUGCAAGUUGUAUCAAAAAAUAGAGAUAGAAAAUAAGAUAUUUUUGAUUUUAGAGUAUUGUCCUGGAGGAGAACUGUUUGAUUACAUUGUGGAAAGAGAUAGGCUAGAAGAAAAAGAAGCAAGGGUGUUUUUUCGCCAAAUAGUGUCUGCGGUAGCUUAUAUUCAUAACAAGGGUUAUGCACAUCGAGACUUAAAACCAGAAAAUCUUCUCCUAGAUGAUGAACAGAACUUGAAACUAAUAGAUUUUGGUCUUUGUGCUAGACCAAAGGGAGGUAUGGAGACCCACCUGGAAACAUGUUGUGGUAGUCCUGCAUAUGCUGCACCAGAACUGAUUAGUGGACAAGAAUAUUUAGGAAAUGAAGCUGACAUCUGGAGCCUGGGAGUUCUACUGUUUGCCUUGCUAUGUGGAUAUUUGCCAUUUGAUGAUGACAAUGUUAGCACUUUAUAUAAAAAGAUUCAAAAUGGUGAAUAUGAGUGUCCAUUUUGGUUGUCCCAGAAAAGCAAGCAGCUUCUUCACCGUUUAUUGCAAGUGAACCCUAAACAUCGUAUAACUGUAACAGAACUUCUGACAGACCCAUGGUUGAUGGAAGGGUUUACAGAACCAGUCCUUUGGAAGAACCCCUUCAAGACAAGUAAAUUGGAUGAAGAAUGUCUGAUUGAACUAUCAAUGUAUUAUGGGAAACCAAGAACUGUUAUAGUAGAAGAAAUAAUGCAGAGAAACUUCACAUACAUUUCAGCAACUUACAGUCUUUUACUCCAGAGAAAAGCAAAAGGCCAGAGAAUUAGAUUAGAAUCAGACACCACACCUCUUCGAGAAAUCAAACCAAUCAAUAGAAGCCUUUACUCUGAGUUUGGAACUCAGAAAUUAUCAAUGUCACCAUCAUUUCACUCAUCAAUGGACAGUGGUCUAAAUGAUGCAGACCUUUUGCUUCUUGGAAGUCCUAAAAAAGAUGAUGAGUCUGACAGUUUGGCUAUAAAGCAGCCUCUACCACCCACUAAAACACGGCAGGAAGCUCAACAGCACAAGGACUCGGAUAAGGAAAACUUUGUUCGGCCUCGAGUUCCAACACCCAGAAAACUAAACAAGAACCGAAGCCCACCAGCAAAGACAAUAAAAUGUGAAG
Molecule: messenger RNA, 1362 nt
Organism: Limulus polyphemus (Atlantic horseshoe crab)
Lineage: Eukaryota; Metazoa; Arthropoda; Merostomata; Xiphosura; Limulidae
Product: maternal embryonic leucine zipper kinase-like
Exons: 12
Biological process (GO): microtubule cytoskeleton organization; protein phosphorylation; intracellular signal transduction
Cellular component (GO): cytoplasm
Molecular function (GO): ATP binding; tau-protein kinase activity; protein serine/threonine kinase activity
Source: RefSeq, a predicted model, not a curated record